Carassius gibelio (silver crucian carp) is the source of this 4001-nucleotide messenger RNA. RefSeq names its product tetratricopeptide repeat protein 33. The coding region runs from base 50 to 799 and encodes 249 amino acids. The transcript is spliced from 5 exons. The record is from RefSeq and is a predicted model, not a curated record. Gene Ontology annotation, molecular function: protein binding. Lineage: Eukaryota; Metazoa; Chordata; Actinopteri; Cypriniformes; Cyprinidae.
UCCGGGUUAGAGGGCUGAGUGGAUAAGUCCAAAACAUCUUUUUUUCAGGAUGGCCUAUUUUGGCUGGAAACGUAAGGUGGGGGAGAGAGUUUCCAAGAUGACAGCGCAGCAGUUUGAGAAGGACUCCGAGCAGGUGGAUGACGAGGACGUGGAGAAGGAAAGAGCUGAUUGGCUGCAUGUCAUCAAACAGAGACAAGAGCUGCUGCUGGAGGAUUGUGCUGCUAAGAGCAAGAGACUAAAGGAUGAAGGAAUGCUGCUCGCCGAGCAGGGAAGAAACUGGGAGGCAUUGAAGAGGUGGAACGAGGCGAUUCAGCUCACACCAGACAAUGCUGUGCUCCAUGAGAUGAAAUCACAGGUGUUGAUCGCCCUUCAAGAGGUGUUCCUGGCUGUGCAGUCUGCAGAGAUGGCCACCAGACUCCGCCCCCUCUGGUGGGAGGCGUGGCAAACUCUGGGCCGCACCCAACUAAGUCUUGGCGAAGUAGAGCUAGCUGUGCGAUCUUUCAAAGUGGCACUGCACCUGCAUCCGUCUGAGCGCUCCCUCUGGGAGGAAGACCUAGGCUGGGCUUUACAGCUCCGGGAGCAACAAAAUGCUCUCCGUGAAAGAGCGAAACAGGAAGAUGAAGCCCAAAGGCUCCUUGUGCAAGCUCCUGAGCUGAAGAGCGAUUAUGAUUUUGAAAGCGAUGAAGUGAUUGAGGCUUGCACAACCAUGGCUGAUAGACAGAAAAAAUAUGAGGACUUAAAGAAAACAGUGGUUGUGGAUGCACGCGGGGGUCGCCAAAGAAGUGAUUGUCAAAGAUGAAAGCAAAUCCACUUCAUCCUCACAGUGUUGUUUAGUCAAGGCACGAGGACUCUGAGUAGAGGCUGGGGAUAUUGGUGAAUAAAGUUUAAUAAAUUUUUGUUUUCUUUGUGCACAAAAAGUAUUCUUGUAGCUUCAUAACAGUACAAUUGAGCGAAUAAUGUCACAUUUUAAAGUGUUCUUCCUUACUUUCUGGGCCACAACUAAACGUUUCAGUUGGAUUGAUGUCUAUGCAGAGUCAGAAAGCUCUUGGAUUUCAUAUAAAAAAAUAGCUUAAUUUGUGUACUGAAGAUGAACGGUCUUACGGGUUUGGAACAACACGAGGGUGAGUAAUUAAUGACAGAAUUUACAUUUUUGGGUCAACUAUCCCUUUAACUAUGUUACUAUUCCCAGUGAAUCUAUAUAGUGAGCAUCAGAUUCCCAGAAGAAUUUGAAAUGCUUUGGCAUUUUCACUCCAAUAAGAGCAUAAAUUCCUUCUUUUUUUUACUGAGGCAUUCUGUGGUUAUUUCAUUGUUUUAGUCUGGUUAAGCAUUGCCUUAUAAGUUUCCAAAAUAGCAGAGCAAUCCCUUCUCAAUGUACACUCUUGAUUAGCAAUUUCACCAUUCCUAGUUGGAUUUUAAUUCAGUCCUGUUUUAUGUGAGAUGUGAGCUCUCACUUGGGACCCUAGAGCUGUUAUUCUGUAGCAGUGUGACUCCCUGAUGUACUAGGGCUGGCUGAAUCAAUCAUAAUAUCAAUAGUAUCGAAACCAAUGUUUGUAUUGGUAUCAGAUCAAUCCCAUCCUGAUGAGAUCGAUAGUUCAGGUUAAUUUUCUCUGGUCUGUGCUUAGUACAUUGUUUCUGUUUCAUUAAAGACUAGACAUGUCUUUGUGUGUACAUACAGUAUGCAGCUCCUUUCCCAUCUCGUAUACACAUGUUGCUCCUCCUUAUAUGGGAGCAAAACGCUUAAUGUGAAACUUUGCGAACUGCCCUCAUAUUUGGGGCUUUUCUGCUUGUCUGUAAAUAGUAUUUUCACAUUAAGCAUUUUUAAAUGUCCCACUGAGUCAGAAGUCACUGGCAGAGUCCUUUCAGAAAGGCAAAGAAUAUCCAUGUAGCGAUGGUGAAUGUAAUAUUGUAGUGGUAACAUUUUAGUAUAUAGACCAAUUCUCACUAUUAUUUUACUUCUUAGCAUGCCCAUUAUUAACAUACUUGCGGUGUAUUAGUACUUAUAAAGCACUUAUUCGUCAUGACCAUAUUCUAUAUCUCUAAUCCUACCCAAUACCUUAACAUAACAACUACUUUACUGUUAAUAAGAAGCAAAUUAGUAGUUUAUUGAGGCAAACAUCAUAGUUAAUGGUUUUUAAAUGGUGUGAAUUGGACCUUAAAAUAAAGUGUGACCAUUUUAGUCAUAGAAGCGUUAGUUAUUGUACAUUUUCAAAGUGUAAUCAGUUCAUUUAAAUACAUGCUUUUAAAAGAAAAGUAUCUGUAUUGGCGAUACUGGUCUUGUAUGUACUUGGUAUCGGAUCGAUACCAAAAUUUGCAGUAACACUCACCCCUAUGAUGUACCAGGACUGAGUGGGAAGGACAUGACAAAAACACACAUACACACACACUUGCUCCAUUAUCUAUCUACAGAUUUUUUUGAGUUUAGUUAGUGAUACAAAGAAAUAAAGUAGGCCUAGUAGUAAUGCAGUCAUGGGUUAAAAUGUCACGCAGAAGAGAAGGUGAUGCAGGGAGCAAUAUUUUAGUUAUUAUGCUUUAUUAUAGGAUUACUGUAUAUAAGGAUUUUUAUGUGAUUUUCUUUGGGUGAAAUUACACUUCUCAACAUUUAAUCAGCUCGGUUCCUUGGUGAGAAAUCGCUGGAAAAGAUUUAGCUCCAGAAUUUUGUGAAGUUGGUAUCACCAGUUCCUUUCUGACUGGCUGGGUACUACAAAACUUCAGAAAGUCAAAACUUCUGGGUUCUCAGGUUUUCAUUAGUCAGUACCAGGCUGCUGCAUUAAGUGUUAACAAGGGUGAACUAGUCUCUGGAUUUGGCAAAAUCUGUUGAGUUCAACUGAAUAUUUCAAAGAUAAGAGAAUCAUUACAAUCUUUCUCCUUCAGCGCAAUGUUCAUCUUCUCGCUGGACUCCAAAGAAUGAAGAACAAAGAAGCCUGCUACUCUUUCUCAGCACCUCUCUACUGCGGUCGUCCGGUGACUUUCAAAUUCUCUGCUAAUUGAGAAACUUCCAUUGGCAUUUGACUCAUCAUGUCGUGGCAUGAGUGCGGCACAUGCAGGGCCACCCCUUCAUGCCUCUGACCAGCACAGAGGGAGUGCUCACAGAUAUGGAGUGCCCUCAUUGUGAGAGCAUGAGUCUUGCUCCACUCACAUAUUUUCCUACUCGGCCCUACUCCUGCUUCCUCUGCCUUCACCUCCAUUGAUGGCAUUGAGCAAAAAGGCUCAGUGGUAGAGCAUUGCAUUAGCAGCACAAAAGGUUGUGGGUUCAAUUCCCAGGGAACACACAUACUAGUUAGAAAAAUGAAUAUCCUGAAUGCAUUGUAAGUCCCUUUGGAUAAAUGUAAGUGAGAAGCUCCCCUCUCAAAGAGGCUGUCGCGGCACAUCUAUGCUCACCCACGGGUAGAAAAAUUAUGAUGAAAUGGCAUCGAUCUUAUAUAGGCAGUUGACUGCCCGUUUUGGCAGGCUGAAAUGCCAUUUGUUUGUGCAGCUUCACAAACGUUAGCAAAUCAUGCAAUGCUCAUUCUUGUUAUCAAAUGGAAUCAAGGUUACAUUAGUAACCAAGGCGUAAACAAGCUAGUUGGACAUGUUUAAUGGUUCCAGUAACUCACACAUGACGCUGCGUUCUAAAAACACAUCUCUAGACUUUACUGCCAUGUAUCUGGCAAAAUUGUGUCCUAUGGAGGGACCAUUCCCACAAAACACAUUUUGUGUUCCACGGUGCAAACACGGCUUUUCAAUGUAUUUAUUUAUUUUAUGUACUUCUAUACUUGGAAGGUUUUUUUUCAUUCACUGCCCUGCCUCAAAAAGAGUUUGUUGUGAAUGGCCUCUAGGCAGUUUUUGUAGAAUAACGUGCUACAGGUUGCUGCAGGUUUCUCACAAAAGAAUACAUGAUCUUUACAGCUUCAUAAAAACACAGUAUUCCUUACCCAAACCAAAUAUAAUAUAAUGCCUAAAACUACUUUGUUGCCCUAAAUUGAAUUAUUUUCAAAAUGAAAUGUGCUGUCCUCUAUAAUUCU